UUAAAAUAGAGUUCUCAAAUUUAAAUUUGAGUUUAAACUGCUGUUGAAAAGUCGGCUUUAAGUAAAUCAAAAGGAAUUGAAUAUUCUCGUAACUUUCUGAACAUAUCACUGGAGAGGUAAAUUUUAAUUUGAAAUAUUCCCUUACAAAAUAAUAAUCGCGUAAAAUUAACAAUGAAAAGUCAAGAGAAACCUGUUUGCACACAGAGCAAUUAUGUUACCUUCGUUCGGGAGCGCAUAGGAUCACGAUGAAAAACGCGAAACGCGUUCUCGAAAAAGCGGCGUGAAGACGGUCGAUAUACGCUUUGUUUUGUCGCAGGAAAUCGCAUCAAUCGUCGUUGAAGCGUCGUGCUGUCAUCCCUAUCGAUAGCCGUUACCCAUGAAGUUGGGUACGGGCGCGUACGCUGGGGAUGACAGCCGCUCGGGCGUUUCCGCCGGCGCUCGGCAGUCUUCGGCGGCGCUCGGCGGCGCUCGGGUGCAGCUACACCGCCCGGACCCGUCAGUCUCGCGCAUACUCUUGUCAUGUGAGGUUACGUCGCGCUCAGCCGCUCCGGAACGUCCUCUACACAAGCGACGGGCAACCUCGGCCGCCGGUUUCUCGCGAGCUCCGAUCGUUAGCGCGUCGACGAGAGACGGUCGCGUCGAUUCGCGAGUGCCGCGUGAAUCAGUUUCGGUACAGUGGCAAAAACCAGAGAGGAGAGAGAGCGGACAUUGGUGGGAGGAAGAGAGAGAGAGAGAGAGAGAAGGACAGCCAGUGCGACUCCGUGAUCGAUCCCAGUGUGUCCCGUCAAGGUGUUUUCUUUUCACGGUCUUCUCGUCGACCUAUUAUGCCACUGAUCGCGUGUGCCGGUAGAUCGCUUUGACUCGAGGUGCUCGACGACGGAACGUGCGCAAGAUGUUGCCGCAAACACCCGACAUCAUCCCGACUACGCUCAGCCAGCAAAAAUGCGUGAAAGCACGAGCUCUGUACGACAAUAUCGCCGAGGCGCCUGACGAAUUAGCUUUCCGCAAGGGCGACGUGCUCACCGUGUUGGAGCAGAAUACCGCCGGUCUCGAGGGAUGGUGGCUAUGCGCUUUGCGAGGACGACAGGGCAUCUGUCCAGGAAAUCGAUUGAGGCUUCUGGUUGGCCAAUACGAUACGGGGGGCUGUUUGGUUGGCAGCAGAGCCGACCUAACCAUUUCAGAGGACGGCGUGCAGAGACACGGGAAGAGGCGUAGCUGGCACGUACAGCCUAAUAGGGUUGUCACACCGCAGAAGUGCGGAGAUGUCUACCUCUACGACCUGCCAGCGAGCCGGGGCAGUCCUGCGCCACCAUCCCGACACGAUUCAGUCCUCAUCUCGAACAAUGAGCACUCGCACAAUACGGGACGGUACAUUGGCAACACGCGGACGACUUCUUCCGCGAAUGACAACGCGAACGGGGGUGGUGACUCGAACGAAUGCUACGAUGUGCCACCACGCGCGAUUCCCGUGAUCCCGUCGCCAGCCAGCAGCCCAAGCCCGGCCCCGUCGUGCUACGACAUCCCACGGCCGCCGACCUCCUGCACGCCUAAUUCCAAUUGCUCCACCGGCUCCGGCAUUACGCCUCUGGAUUGCUACGACGUGCCGCGACCUUUGCAACCCCUCACACCCAGCAGCUCGGCCUCCAGCCUCACCAACGACGGAUCCCUCAGCGGCUCGAACAGAUCAAGUUUGGCCGCUCCUGAUUACGAUGUACCCCGACCACGUCUUCCAGCUUCCUCAUUACCGUCCCGGCAUAACACUCCCAUACCGAAGACCCCGACACCACCGCCGCCCACGCAACAAAUCUAUGACGUGCCAGUGAGUAAGGAGCUCCCGCUAGAACUGGACUCUGCCCUGGAAGGCUUACAGAGGUUGCAGAGCGAGGCGUCCGCCGCGAUAGCGAGGCUACUGGGCUUCGUGAGCCCCGGCUGGAGAACGCCGCAGCGACUAGACGCCACACUUAUGGACCUCAGGCUGGCUGCUCUUAGACUGAGAACGUCUCUGCAUGAUCUCGCCGAAUUCGCAGAAGGUACGCUGGGUAACGCGGGGAAAGCUCCUGAUAAGGGUCUGGCGACGAAAUUACGGCCGUUGGUGAAGGCGCUUCGUGAUUCCGACAAGCUCGUGCAGGAAGCUGCCACCGAAUUGGACACGAUAGAAUGGGACGCGAGUAAGCUAUGUCGUGGCGGUGGCGAUACACCGACACCUACUAAUGGACCCCCGGCCUCGUUAUUACCACCUGCACAGCCGGAUCCCCUCGAUCAGCUGAUCGCGUGCGCUCGAGCACUCACGGAAGACGUUCGUCAGGUUGCCAGUUUCAUUCAAGGAAAUUCCACGUUGCUCUUCAAACGAGCGUCCAUCAUCUCCACGGGCAGUAGCAACAACAGCGGCGCCGGCGAGGAUUACGAUUACGUAAAUCUAGAUUCACGAGAGGUCGUGGCGAAGCAGCGAGAAGAAUUGAGGGCUUCGUUGCCGCAGGAGCUGCGCAACAAUUACGAUUUGCUGGUGUCCGAGGCGGACAAUGCGGCGAUUCAGAUGGCACCCACGACACCUACGCCCAUGGACCCCAACGACAAGCAGCUAUUAGCCUUCUAUGCUGCUCAGGUGAUCACGCACGGCGCGCACCUGACUCACGCAAUCGACGCCUUGCUGCAAACGGUCGAGCACAAUCAACCACCCAAGGUUUUUCUUGCACACGGAAAAUUCGUGGUGCUGAGCGCCCAUCGGCUCGUGCAUAUUGGCGACACGGUGCACCGGAAUGUGACGCGUAAUGACGUGCGGACGCGCGUGCUGCAAUGCGCGAACGCCCUGAACGAGGCGCUAGCGCAAACCGUGUCGAAGACGAAACAGGCCGCUCAAUUCUUCCCGAGCGUCAGCGCGGUCCAGGAUAUGGUCGACAGCGUGGUCGACGUGUCCCACUUGGCCAAGGAUCUUAAGGUCGCUAUGAUACACGCCGCUCAGCAGCCCUGAAGAGAAACUCCGGCGAUUAUUGUCACGACGACGAUGACGACGAAUACGAUUAGGCCGCGAAACCACAAGUUCCUCGAAUUCAAAUUCGAUCCUCACGAUCGAAAGCUUUUUUCUUAUUAAUCUUGAACCGCGGAGACUGAGGAAGAUCGAGACGCGACGCGUUCUUUAGGCUUCAACGCGCGAUCAGGUUUUAACACUGAGCGAGACGCAGCUAAUUGUCGAAGACGAUGCUCGAGCAAUCGUGCGCGCGCGUGUCCGUGAAGUCUCAUCAUCUCGAUCUCCAUCGAGACUUUAAGCGAGCGCUAAGCAUUUCCCGACAUGUUCGUGAGGUCACGAACAGUCAUUGUAUUACGUAAAGGUGAAUCAAGUGUCUCAGGAAAUUUUUGCGAAUUAACAUUUGAAGUGUCGUCUUGCGAGAUUACGAGACACGUGGCAGCUCCUGUUAUUAUUUCGAGAUUCAGCCCAUGUAUGUGGACAAAGAUACAAUAGUAAUGAAAGCGCCUGACGCCUUUCUCUCUUUUUCAGAAAGGCAAGUAAGCAUUAGUGCAAAGUAGUAGUUUCGUUUGGAAUCUCGGUGAUAGUAUUUUCAAUUCCAAACGGUGAGAUAAUCAAACACAAUCCGCGCGCACUUCAUCCAUACAGGAAAAACAAACGCGCUUUUCUACUCGCACACACGCCGGUAUGUGUGUGUGUGGUGUGCAUGCGCGCGUAUGCGUAUCGUGCAGCUAUUAACUUUUCGCAUUUAUCGUUAUAAAGAGAUUCCGUGGCCUAGGAACCUGCUACUGCCAAAGCUCCGGUAAAUAGAUAAGGAAACGAAGAAAACCCACAAACUUAAAAAGACGAGUUCUUUGUAAUUACGUACUCGUAAAAAUAUAAGCAUUGUAAUCUUUCGUAGAGAACACAUAGCCGUGUAUCGUUCACUAAGAUAAAAAAGGACGUGGAGGACGCGACGAAAUGAGUGACGAGUAAUUAAGUGAUAGCUUCCCGGCACGUGUGCGCGUGUGAAGAAACAACACUCGUCGAAACGGCUCCUGUGAACUUUGCGACUGGACCGAGUAUACAUCGUAUACGUAUACACUUACUUUCAGCACGGUUUGGGCACUCUCAAUGCAGUUUGGAGCGCAGCCGAUGGCUCCAGUGAGAAUACUUCUUGGAAUUGAUGAAAAACAAGUUGGACUCUCAUUGGACUCUCUUCAUGCGUUCCUAGCUACAUCGAGAAGAAAAGUGUUCCAACCGUAUCGAAAUCAAGUCGCGCAUUUCUCGCGAAGCCAAUUUCGGAUACGUUAUACACCAACGAAGCGUGUGUACGCGGAUCAAAGGUGUGUUAGUAGUUUUAUAAAUGUACGUACACAGUAGAGCAUACACACGCGUGACAACUGGACAAGACCUGUAUUUGUGUCUUCUUUUUAGAGCCAUUUUCGCCAGUGACAGUUGACCUUAAUCUCACCUUUAACUUCUUGUAUAAAGAAGAACAACCGCCGGUUACUUUUUUACACUCAAGGCCAGUGCGACGAAAAUCGAUAUUAAACAUUAUUCGAUUCGUAGAACAACCGUACUCUAUCAUGGAGUUUAAGCGUAUGUCGAAAUAAGAGAAAAAUUCUCUCUUUAUACACCAAAAAAAGAUCCGAGCGCAGUCCAAGGUUUCGCUGCUGAUACAAGUUUUAGGACAUCACGGGAUAUAAAAAAUCCGCAGAGAGGGAAUAAGAGAAAGAUAGAGAUGGAUUACUAAUUGUUACGCACGGUUUUUUUGGAGGACGAUUUUAAACGAAUUUUAUACGAAGCUUUUUUACCGCCGGGUUACGACUUUUUCGGGCGCCCAGGCCUUUUUAUGGCUCUUCCAUAACAGCGAAUUGAUAACACGAGCGCACAAUUGUGAACCGCGAUCGGCGACGGAUAAGAUUUAUAACUUGUUGUCGCGAGAUUUAUUUCGACAAUUGCUCGCAGGUCUUCCUCGAACGACAAGGUCACCGUUCACGUGUAAGAGACAUUCAAAAUUUUAUUGAAAAAUACUUCGUAGAUGUUGUUAUGUUAUUCAGAUAAAUUGAAUUUUUUAUAAGAAUUCUAUGAAGAAAAAAGAUUGGUUGAAUUAUUAACUGAAUUAAUUAAAUAAUUAUUAGAUUAUUAAUUAUAGAUCGAAUUUGAUUCACAUAAGGACUAAAAAUCUUGUUCCCUCCAACCAGAACGCAUUUGAUCACGUUAUUAAUUCAACCAAACUUUUGUCCGCGUGUAAUUUUUUAAUCAUUGAAAUUAUCUUAUUUUGCAUAUUGAUACUUAGUUGAUAUCUGUGCAAAGAUAAACAUUAGAUAUUACCUUCGCGUUACGAUUCUGAAAGAGCGUAGCUUAAUCAUUUUCGAGUGCUCAACGAGUGCUCAACGAGUGCCUGUCGGGACAGGAACACUAUCCGACCGCUUAUUCGCGGCACACUCGUUCCAACGGCCAUUCUCCAUACGUGCGAAAGUGUACUUAAAAAUAAACUCGCCAGGUACAGAAGCUCGACUCGCGCGAAAUUGCGCGAACGCGAGCGGCGUUUACCACAUGUCGUUGUCAGCCGUUUCGAGACACAACCGGCCGUUUCGUUGCAGCUUCACGAACGAUCGCAAGGAUACUCGUCAAGAUUUCUGUGAAAUGCGAUCUUUCGACGUUCUUUUCCUUACUUAAAGAGCUCGCAUUGCUGUUGCAACCGAGAGAGGACGGUGUCCCCGCGAGUCUCGCGACACGGCAAUCGUGUUUGACUUGCGAUAUUUGUCUCGCGGAUAGUUUACAAUUAUUUUUUAGAGAUUAUACACCCGAGCAUAUCUCUCCCGUAUAGAGAAACAUUUAUACACGAACCUCGUUUACGAGACUUGUAUUAUAAUUUAUUGGCGACGCGUUUUUGUAAUAUAUAACACGUAUGGCAAGGCAGUUACUACGUAGAGUUACUGUAUAUUUAGGAGAGGAAGAACAAAAGUUUAUACAUAGUCGGACCGAUAGGUGCUUAUCAUUCGCGUUGAACCCACGUACUCAGAUAUGUAUCGUGUGUCGUAGGCGUUCAAGUGGAAUAGUUUCUUCGCAUUUUGUAACGCAGGCUGUUAGGUGUUUGACUGACAUGAUCGCGUGAGAAAGAAGCAAACACCAAUUCGUCGUUGUUCUGAUUUCUCUUUCGUGUACAUGAUGAUACCCAUAAGAAUCCUUUCGCGUAAUUGUACAUCGCUUUAUGAAGUCUUCGGCGUGAGAGAAUCCGCGUAGAAUCGGCCCGAGACUUCAUAAGAGCGCCAAUCAAUCAUAUUCUCGCCCCUCGUAACGUACGUACGUAACGAUAUUUCGUAUUAUUAUUAUAAUUGUACAACUUACGAAUUGCAUAUACUAUAUGUCGAGAGUAGUUAUUCUAAAAAAAGCUAUACGAGAAAAUUAGUGGAAGGACUCUCGAUGUAACACACGCGUGAUAUCCUUAGAAGGAACUUUACCACACAUCGAAUCGUUUUCUUAUGACGCUUAAAAUCAUAUUUUCGGCAUAUCGUGGCGCGAAAGCGCUCUCUUCGUUUUGUCACUAGAAAAAUCCUGCCGAUUGUACCGAACAAUAACGCGCUGUUUCGCUAGAUCGAGAUACGCUACAAGCUGAAUUGAUUGUGUUACCUUUUAAGAACACCUUAUUUGUACAUAGAUAUAUUUAUACAUAUAUUAUAUAUAUAUAUAUAUAUAUAUAUACAUAAUAAUUAUUCAUAUUACAAAACCAGAAUAUGUACACAUGAGCGUAUUGAUAUAUCCGACGAUGCAAUAGUCGAGUAUAAACUUAUUUGAAUAUCGUGCAAUGUCAAAAAUAAUUUCUAAGCCGAAAUAUACCCGAAGGUAUAAAAGAAUGCAAAGAAAAUAUCUAGGCGAGACUAAUAUUCAUAGACUCUCAGUCUUUAAAUGUAAGUAAAGAAGUUGUGUAUAAAUCAAACUCUCAUUUUCAGUGCUCUACGAAACAUUAAUUUCUUCUCUUCUACCAUACUUCGAGAAAAAUAGAGACUCCCGACAAGAUUUCGCAGGAUUAAUUUUGCACAUUGACACGUUAAUCUGUACAUUUAUAGAUUUCGAUCUUUUCAAUAAAGAUUCGUGGAAGAGAGAA
Odontomachus brunneus is the source of this 7055-nucleotide messenger RNA. RefSeq names its product breast cancer anti-estrogen resistance protein 1 (gene p130CAS). Bases 893 to 2968 code for a protein of 691 amino acids. Gene Ontology annotation, biological process: cell migration; cell surface receptor protein tyrosine kinase signaling pathway. Gene Ontology annotation, cellular component: plasma membrane; cytoplasm. Gene Ontology annotation, molecular function: protein binding. The transcript has 9 exons. The record is from RefSeq and is a predicted model, not a curated record. NCBI's taxonomy places the organism in Eukaryota, Metazoa, Arthropoda, Insecta, Hymenoptera, Formicidae.